Messenger RNA from Cyclopterus lumpus (lumpfish), 2210 nucleotides. It is a transcript of the gene pes1, whose product is annotated as pescadillo. The transcript is spliced from 15 exons. Gene Ontology annotation, biological process: ribosome biogenesis; maturation of LSU-rRNA from tricistronic rRNA transcript (SSU-rRNA, 5.8S rRNA, LSU-rRNA). Gene Ontology annotation, cellular component: PeBoW complex; nucleolus. Gene Ontology annotation, molecular function: RNA binding. The record is from RefSeq and is a predicted model, not a curated record. NCBI's taxonomy places the organism in Eukaryota, Metazoa, Chordata, Actinopteri, Perciformes, Cyclopteridae. The coding region runs from base 149 to 1873 and encodes 574 amino acids.
GCAGCCUGCUCCGCUCAUCUGCGCAUGUCAAACACGUGCGUCUGCUUGGCUUGGACAUAGCGAACGUUGUGUUCCCCUCUUAACUAACACUACGCAGUUUGUCGACAGUACUAUUUCUAAUACUACUUACUAUAGAUACUAUUUGUAAAUGGGAGGUCUCCAGAAGAAAAAGUAUGAGAGGGGCUCUGUCACCAACUACAUCACCAGAAACAAGGCUCGCAAGAAGUUACAGCUGAGCCUCCCAGACUUCAGGCGACUGUGCAUCCUUAAAGGCAUCUACCCUCAUGAGCCCAAGCACAAGAAGAAGGUGAACAAGGGAUCUACAGCCCCAAGGACCUUCUACCUGCUCAAAGACAUCCGCUUUCUGCUGCAUGAGCCAAUCGUUGGCAAGUUCAGAGACUACAAGGUUUUUGUACGUAAACUUAAGAAGGCUUAUGGAAAAACAGAAUGGACUGCUGUGGAGAGACUGAAGGAGAACAAGCCGGCCUAUAAAUUGGACCACAUCGUCAAAGAAAGGUACCCCUCCUUCAUUGAUGCUCUGCGUGACAUCGACGAUGCGCUCUGCAUGGGCUUCCUCUUCUCCACCUUCGCCCGAACAGGAAAAUGUCACGUUGAGACGAUCCAGCUGUGCAGACGCCUCACUGUGGAAUGGAUGAACUAUGUGAUUGCGUCCCGCUCUCUCAGAAAGGUUUUCAUCUCCAUCAAGGGAAUAUAUUACCAAGCUGAGGUGAUGGGACAGCUCACGACAUGGCUGGUGCCAUAUCAGUUCUCCCAUGAUCACCCAACCGAUGUUGACUACAGAGUAAUGGCAACUUUCACCGAGCUAUACACCACUCUGCUGGGCUUCAUCAACUUCAGACUGUACCAUUCCCUCAACCUGCUCUACCCACCAAAGUUGGACAUAAAAGCCGAGUCGGAGCUGAAGGAAGAGGGUGAUGAUGAUGACUACGCCAUGAAUUCAGAGUGCUACCUUGAGAAACUGUCCGCCCUAAGUACCAGUCUGGCACGGGUGGUUUCCACUGCAGAGGAUGAGGAGGCUCAACUUGACAAGUUUCCUGUCGAAGAGGAGGACUUGGAAAAGAUGGAGGCCAGGGAAAUGGAGCAGAAACAGCUGGAAGCUCACAAAAAGCUUUUUGAGGGACUUAAGUUCUUCCUCAACAGAGAAGUGCCCAGAGAGUCACUGGCUUUUCUCAUCAGGUGUUUUGGUGGUGAAGUGUCCUGGGACAAGUCCGUUUGCAUCGGCAGCGCAUACGAGGUGACGGAUGAGACCAUCACGCAUCAAAUUGUUGACAGACCCAACAUCGACAAACAGUAUAUCAACAGGUACUACAUCCAGCCCCAGUGGGUGUAUGAUUGUGUCAAUGCCAAGAUCCUUCUGCCUGUGGAAGACUACUUCCUUGGAGUGACUCUGCCCCCCCACCUCUCUCCCUUCGUGGAAGAGAAAGAAGGAGACUACGUGCCCCCUGAAAAACUAAAGAUCAUGGCCUUACAGCGAGGAGAAAAACCUGCCCAUGAGGAGGAGGAGGAGGAGGAAGAAGAGGAGGAAGAUGAUGACGAGGAGGAGGAGGAAGAAGAUGAUGAGGUAGAGGAGAAGAAUCUGAAGAAGCUGGAGGAACAGAGAUCCCAGGGCAAAUCUCUGUCCGUCAAAGUGACGGCUGGGAAAGUGAAGGUAAACAACCCAGCACGCAUGGAGCAGGAUGAGAAGGCAGAGGAGAAACGUCUGGCCAUCAUGAUGAUGAAGAAAAAGGAGAAAUACCUCUACGACAAGAUCAUGUUCGGAAAGAAGAGAAAAAUCCGAGAGACGAACAAGCUGACUGCCAAGAGGAAGGCCCACGAUGAUGCAGAAAAAUCAAAGAAAAAGACCAGAAAAUGAUUCAUCUGACAUAUUUGUCAGACAGACUUCAUGUAUUUAAAUUCUUGAGGUAGAGAGUAUUACAGGUUAACAUGUCCCAAAACCUGUACGUACAUGAGAGAGCUUAGUGAGUUCUGUGCAUUGGCCGUUCCAUAAUUUCAAGCUGAAAUGCAGGAUGUGGUAUAUGCUAAUUGUGUGGUUAUUAAUGUAAAAGUGACCGUUUGACUUUAUGUUGUUUGUAUGAACUAUUCUACAUUACACAAGAUAUUCUUACAUUUUAUCAUAUAAUCUGUACUUUAAACUGUCUAUUAAAGUAAAACUGCGAAGGAUUAAACGUGUUACUUGAGGUCUUACAACA